Messenger RNA from Thrips palmi, 686 nucleotides. RefSeq lists its product as uncharacterized. NCBI's taxonomy places the organism in Eukaryota, Metazoa, Arthropoda, Insecta, Thysanoptera, Thripidae. The transcript has 3 exons. The coding region runs from base 280 to 606 and encodes 108 amino acids. The record is from RefSeq and is a predicted model, not a curated record.
CGCCCCAACAUCUCGCAAGCACUGUUGUGUCUCUGAGUGGUGGGUGAAGCUUGCGACCGGAUGCGGCCGGCGGCGCGUCCGUGAAGUCGCUGUCAGUCUGUCUUCGACCGGCGCCAUGGCCGCACCGCGCCGAGGGGCCGGACAGGUUCCUAGGACAUCGACGUCACGGGCGUGAGCAACUUCACAGUUCGCGACCUCACUGUGGAGGACGUCGGCUGUCGCGGAGACGCUGGCCGCGGCUACCCUGGCGGUCCGCCUGAGGCGAGUGAUUUGAACGCAAUGCAAGGACUCUCCCAAAUAUUUCAGUCACUUGGCCCCGCGUCGGUGCGCGGGGCAGACCGGGCAGACCGAGCUGGCAGGCAGCACGUGCACGUGGACCGCCUGCUGGUGGACCUCACGGUGGGCGACGUGAGCAUGCGCAUCGACCGGGCGGCGGGGGAGAACUUCAUCAUUGCCCAAGCCACCAUCAUGCUGCUCCGCACCAGUGGGCACCUCGUCCUCGACGCCUUGAUGCCCGAACUCCGCCUCAAGUCGGCCGACGUGAUUCUCGGCAUCGCCAACAACAUUUUCGCCAAGGUGUCCGUCGACCAGCUGCUGCAUGAUUGAUUGAUGUGCUGCCAGGCAGUUCAUGGUUCUUAUUUAAUGUAUGAACUCUCUUCAAAAUAUAUGUGCCUGCUGGGCCUUAA